Messenger RNA from Suillus paluster, 2688 nucleotides. RefSeq lists its product as uncharacterized. The record is from RefSeq and is a predicted model, not a curated record. The transcript has 14 exons. Lineage: Eukaryota; Fungi; Basidiomycota; Agaricomycetes; Boletales; Suillaceae. Bases 1 to 2688 code for a protein of 895 amino acids.
AUGGAUGGGUACAUGGAUGCAAUUGAUGAUGUCCCAGCUACAUCAAAGCGAAAAUGGACCACGGCUGAUAAUCCCCUUCUAGUGUGGUUAAGCGGUUGUGACGACUAUCUGGCAGAAAUGCUUCGGAUGGAUGGCCGAGGGGACUAUACUUUGGAUACUUGCUGCCAAUGUGGCUCUGAUCCCGCCCUGUUCCGAUGCGAUGACUGUUGUGACAUGCAGCUAUACUGCGGAGACUGCACUGUCUACAACCAUUUGUGGUGUCCCACUCAUCGCAUCAAGGAGUGGACGGGGUCAUUUUUCAUAGCUACAUCACUCAAGAAGUUCGGUCUGAGGAUCCAUCUGGGGCACACGACUGGUGAAAGUUGUAUCCUGCCUCGCAAGUCAUUCAAUGACAACUUCAUGGCGGUUGACUUCUGUGGCUGUGAAACCUCCCAGACUCAUACCAAACAGCUCUUGCGCAUGGGUUGGUUUCCCUCAACAACUGUGGAUCCAAGGACAGCGGCAACCUUCCAACUAUUACACCAUUACCAGAUUUUGUCUUUUGAGUCCAAGGCAUCCGUGUAUGAAUUCUAUCACUCGCUCGUCCGUAUAUCUAACAAUGUUGGUUUGAUUAAGAAGGACCGCUAUGAAUCCUUCAUGUGUAUGGUUCGUGAGUGGCGACACCUAAAAAUGUUGAAACAUUUUGGCUGUGGUCAUGAUCCAGUCAGUGUGAGUGGUACCAAAGAGGGCGAAUGCACCGUCCUCUGUCCAGCUUGCCCACAGCCUGGCAAGAAUCUACCCCCUGACUGGAAAGAAGCGCCAAAAGCCAAGCAAUCUAUUCGUUGUUCAGUAGCUAUUGAUGCCAAUUUUCACUUGAAGAGACGGAAUAUUUCCAGCGAUGAAGUGGACCCAAGUCUCUCAGAGGGAUGGCCAUACUUCAUAGAAGAGAAGAAGUUCAAGUCGCACCUCAAGGAGCAUUUGUCCGAGACACAGGAGAAAAGUUCCUGCUCGAACCAUAAUGCCGUGAAUAUGGCUGAGACAAAGCUAUCACAGGGCCUUGCAGCUACUGGAGUAGGGACAGUCAAUUGCGUGCAACAUAACUUCAAGCGCCCAAAUGGUGUCGGGGACCUACAAAAAGGGGAAAAGUACAUUAACAUGGACUACCUUUUUUUCUCCACACUCCGCAACAGCCAUCUCGACGUUCUGAAUGUGUCAUAUGACAUCGCGUGUCAAUGGCACAAGAAUCUAUGGAGUCGCAUGAAGUCACUAUCUGAAUCAUACCAUAUAUCUUAUUUGUGUAUUUUUAUUCGGUUCUUCAUCCCCAAGUUCCACCUUCCGGCACACGUCAACAAGUGUCAGACAUUGUUCUCUUUCAAUUUACGCGCGCCUGAACGUGGCUGCACGAAAGCAAUGGGACCUGGCUGUCGUAGGGACACAUUAGACAAUCAUUUCAGGGAUUGGAACUGGAAAAAAGUUGUCGGCUUAGGUAUGUGGUUUACGCUCACUUAUUAUUCUUGCGCAUCUCUCGCCUAUAAAAUGCGGGAAGCUGUCAUUGAGAAGGCUGAUCACGAGGCUGCAUUCCAGGAGUUCAAUGCUGCGAUUUCCCCUGACCACAGGUCAGCAUGGACAGUUGAGAUAGAGAAAUGGGAGGAAAACCCGAAUGACACGUCACUCACUAACCCCCUCGAGUGCAAUGUUCUUAUCGCGUCAGGAUUAGACCUUGAGGAGGAGCAACGUUGUGUGAGAGCAGUAUCCAAAGGGAUGGGUCUCCACGUUUAUGAUAUGCAGAAGGGCACACUCACACGAAUGAGGAAUGUCCUGCAUCGUAAAAUCGAGACAUGGAGAAGUGCGCAGGUUCUGUACAUGCCUGCAGUGCAGAUUCUCACUGCUACUGUGGUUCCCGACCCUCGUCAGCCAUUUGAGAGUGCUGAGGACAUCCGCCUGUGGUUACCGUCUAAUCUGAAAGGCAAACCAUGUGAUUCCCGACUUCGAGAUCAUGAAUGGGAUUUGCAGUAUGCACAGGCCCACGAUGCGCUUGAAGAGCUUCGACAGUGCCUUCGCGUGCACUGCUCUAUGCUUACGUUCAAGCAGGAGUGGGUUCGUGGUCAAGGCGCCAACACCCGUGCUCAGAAUGCACUUGCUCGUGUCCACAUACGGCAGGUGGCAUGCACAAAGAGAUACAGAGUUGCAUGGGAGGCGCUGAAGACCUUGGCACCCCUCUUGAAGAAGGUGGGAUGGCGAGGACGCCUGCAAGACCUGAAGGACAAAGAUGUGAAACCAUUAGUGGACCCUUUCAGCAGAGAGACUGAAGGUCGCUGUCGCCUGACAUGGAUCUGGAUGAUGACGGGUGUGGAUACAGGUAGCGAUGGAGGUGACGUGGAUGCAAGAGCAAUGCGCUGGGCAGAGGAGAUAGAAUUGUUACAGGAGGAGAUGCGAAGGGUGCUACAGUUUUUCGAUUGGCAAGCCAACUGGUGGGACGAGCAGCAGGACCGACUCGUCUGUGAGACAGCGGCUCAACGCAAGGGCUUGAUAGCAUAUGCUAACAAACAGGCACACAUUCGAUGUCAGCUUGCAUCACGCUUUAGAGUGCUGUGGGCUUCGUACCUUCCCCAGAUAUCCCCUCCAAGCUCGAGCCUCAUAUCAGGCGCCAUACCCUCACUGGAUGACAUGCAAUUCCCCGACCUCAUGCUGCCUACUUCAUGUGCCUAG